UCCCUCUCGUUCCUUUACGCUACCAAGCCAGCAGGCCGUGCCGCUGCACCGCAGUAAGUGCAGACCUAAUCCGCGUUUAGGUUCUCUCGCAGUCCAAUCCGGCCGUCGUCUCGCACGCGCAGUCUACUGUGUAGGGUCGCCUUUUGAAUUGCUCAGAGAUUGUUUAGGUCGCAGGCUCUUUCGCUAGCCGUUCCUCCGAGCACACACACAGCACGGGGCCCCUUGUAAGCAUCCAACGAUAAGGUCGCAGACUAUCCCCCGCUCCUUCCUACCGCAGUGUCCAUUCGUAGGACUCUUGCGAUCACCGGGCGAUAGGUCGCAGGCUAUUCGCACGCUUUCGAGCACCGAGCGAUAAGUCCGCAGGCUAUCGCCACGCUUGGGAGCAUCGCGAGGGAGUAACAUUUGGAAUAAGGUGGGAAUUCGAAUUCGAGGUACUUCAAAGCAAGCGGGGUAGCCGAUAAGGUCGCAGGCGGGUGGUGCUACUACUGCUAGCCGGGUCGCAGGCGGGCAGGCAUCAGCAUGGCGAGCAUGGACUACUACCGCAAGUCGACGCUCGGCAAGUGCCUCACGGACGCGCUCGACGAGCUCGUGUCCAACGGCACCAUCACGCCCGACCUCGCCGUCCGCGUUAUACUGCAGUUCGAUAAGUCGCUGGUGGAGGCUCUUGAGACCAAAGUCAAGUCCAAGACGAACUUCAAGGGCCACCUGCACACGUACCGCUUCUGCGAGAGCCUGUGGACUUUCAUUCUGACGGAUGCUGUGUUUCAGACGGACGGGGAGGUGCAGAUGGUGGACAAGGUGAAGAUUGUGGCUGCCGACACGAAGCUCAUCUCCAGAUAGCAUCGUAGCAGCCGAGUUAUGUGAGCGGAAUAGACAUGGCUUCAAUAGCUUCCGUGUUUAAAACAGAUGGGGGGGUGUGUUAGAAUACUAUAAUAGAUUAGAAACAAGAGACAAACAAGCAAGAUAUAGGGCUGGGUUGUAUUCUCUAAGAACAUACACCUAUUCUAGCCUACCUUAU
Messenger RNA from Closterium sp. NIES-67, 1018 nucleotides. The record is from the annotation of a GenBank genome assembly. NCBI's taxonomy places the organism in Eukaryota, Viridiplantae, Streptophyta, Zygnematophyceae, Desmidiales, Closteriaceae.